Messenger RNA from Neocloeon triangulifer, 4105 nucleotides. Its product is annotated as 5-oxoprolinase. The transcript is spliced from 19 exons. Gene Ontology annotation, molecular function: 5-oxoprolinase (ATP-hydrolyzing) activity. The record is from RefSeq and is a predicted model, not a curated record. Gene Ontology annotation, cellular component: cytosol. Lineage: Eukaryota; Metazoa; Arthropoda; Insecta; Ephemeroptera; Baetidae. Gene Ontology annotation, biological process: glutathione metabolic process. The coding region runs from base 165 to 4037 and encodes 1290 amino acids.
CAGGCCUGUUUGAGUUUGCUCAGUUCAGCAGUGAUAAACAAGGUCAUGUGAUGUUAUACCUCGUAAUAUAAUAACUCGUCCUCUUCAGUUAUAAACAAACUGAGCAGGACGGUGUGACAGUAUCUUUCUGAAUUCAAAUCUUCAUACUAUUCGUCUGCUGAACAAUGGCUGGAAGUGCUGUCGAGACCGGCGACAAGUUCCAGUUUGCUAUUGACAGAGGAGGAACCUUCACUGACAUCUACGCAAGAUGCCCUGGCGGCAAAAUUAGGGUCAUGAAGCUGCUGUCCGUGGAUCCGGCGAAUUACCCGGAUGCUCCCAGAGAAGGAAUUAGGAGAAUUCUAGAGGAGGAACUGGGUACUCCGUUUCCAGCCAAUAAACCUGUAAAUGCUGAGAAAAUAGAAUGGAUUCGCAUGGGAACCACGGUGGCCACUAAUGCCUUACUUGAAAGGAAAGGUGAACGAAUGGCCCUUGUUGUCAACGAAGGCUUCAAAGACGUUCUCUUUAUUGGAAACCAGGCUAGGCCCCGAAUAUUUGAUUUGGCUAUUAAAUGCCCUGAUGUGCUUUACGAGUCGGUAGUAGAGGCUCAAUGUAGAGUGCUGCUAGAGAAAGCAGAGUGCGAGCUUAAAUUUGAUGCUAAUUUGAGAAAAGUGACUGGAAGCACCGGUGAAAAGUUGAUUAUCGUUCAGGAACUAGACGAAGUAAAGCUACGGGCUGAUCUUAUGUCUCUCCUGGAAGUGGGAAUUCAGAGCCUCGCCGUUGUUUUUAUGCAUUCUUACACAUUUCCUGAACAUGAACUGAGGGUUGGCCAGCUAGCUAAACAACUGGGCUUCAAGCAUGUUUCCUUGUCACAUCAGGUAAUGCCAAUGGUGCGAUUGGUGCCCAGAGGUUUUACAGCUUGUGCUGAUGGCUACCUAACGCCGCACAUACAGACAUAUUUAAAAGGUUUUGCCUCUGGAUUCAAAGAUGAUUUGAAAGGGGUCAACGUUCUUUUCAUGCAGAGUGAUGGUGGUCUUUCACCAAUGGAACUGUUCAAUGGAUCAAGAGCAAUUCUGAGUGGCCCAGCUGGUGGGGUGGUAGGUUAUGCCAUGACUUCUUGGGAUGAUACUGCUAAACAACCCAUAAUUGGCUUUGACAUGGGUGGCACUUCAACAGAUGUUAGUCGCUAUGCUGGCGAGUACGAGCACGUCUUUGAAUCGACCACUGCCGGAGUCGCAAUACAAGCGCCCCAGCUGGACAUCAACACAGUAGCAGCAGGCGGAGGCUCCAUGCUGUUCUUCCGGUCAGGCAUGUUAGUUGUUGGCCCUGAGUCCGCUGGAGCACACCCUGGGCCAACCUGCUACCGAAAGGGUGGUCCUUUGACUGUUACAGAUGCCAACCUGGUGUUGGGUCGAAUACUUCCUCAGUAUUUCCCACAAAUUUUUGGACCAAGAGAAAAUGAGCCUUUGGACAAGGAAGGCGCUAAAGAUUCUUUCAUCAAGUUAACCAAUGAGAUAAAUAGGUUCUCGUCAAAAGAGGGUGCAGGAUUUUCUACUAGGAUGAGUGUUGAAGAUGUGGCCAUGGGCUUCAUCAGGGUGGCUAAUGAGGCCAUGUGCAGACCAAUUAGAGCUUUGACGCAGGCCAGGGGCUUUGACACCUCGCAGCACAUACUCGCCUGCUUUGGUGGUGCCGGAGGACAGCAUGCAUGCUCCAUUGCAAGGGCCCUGGGCAUGAGCACCGUUUUAGUGCACAAGUAUGCUGGUAUCUUGUCAGCGUAUGGGAUGGCCCUUGCCAGUGUGGUACAGGAGGCGCAAGAAGCUUCUGCCAAAGUUUAUUGCAAAGAAAACUUUGCCUUUCUUGAUGAGCGGUUGAAUUAUUUGGACAACAAGUGUAGGGCAAAACUGAAGGAGCAAGGUUUUUCCGACGACCAAAUUAAAGUUGAGCCCUACCUGCACAUGAGGUACCGUGGCACCGACUGCGCUCUGAUGUGCCAUGCUUCAAGUGGAGACUCAGAAUCAGGAAAUAUGAAACACGGAGACUUUUUAGAAUCAUUUCUUGAGAGGUAUAAGCGAGAGUUUGGCUUCACCAUUCCAGCAAGAGACAUUCUAGUGGAUGACAUUCGAGUUCGGGCUACGGGAAACAUUAUUCUGCACAACGAGGCUGAAAUUACACCAGCUGGAACUUCGCUGCCUAUUGAAAAGACCACUAGAGUAUUUUUUGAGACUGGACCUCAAGAAACCCCGGUUCUAUUAUUGAAAAAUCUUGGCCAAGGACACACCAUUAACGGACCUGCUAUUGUAAUUGAUGGCCUGAGUACAAUUUUGGUUGAACCCGGGUGCAUUGCCAAAGUCACUCCUCAGGGAAACAUAAGAAUCCAAGUUGGCUCAACUGGGAAGAGUUUUGUUGGGGAGCAACGUGACCCAAUUCAAUUAGCAAUUUUCUCUCACCGAUUUAUGAGUAUUGCUGAGCAAAUGGGCAGGAUUUUGCAACGAACUUCUAUCUCAACAAACAUCAAAGAGCGCCUUGAUUUCUCUUGUGCGCUUUUUGGGCCUGAUGGUGGCCUGGUGUCAAAUGCUCCUCACAUUCCUGUCCAUCUUGGAGCCAUGCAAGAAGCUGUCCAGUUCCAGCUGAGGCAUUUAGGUGACAACCUUAAUCCAGGGGACGUCAUCCUUUCAAAUCAUCCCAGCGCAGGUGGCUCCCACCUGCCAGACUUGACCGUCAUUACUCCAGUUUUCCACAAUCAGAGCGAAAGACCAGUAUUUUUCGUGGCUAGUCGAGGACACCACGCAGACAUAGGUGGAAUUACGCCAGGGUCAAUGCCUCCUCAUUCCACAAGUCUUGACCAGGAAGGUGCUGCUUUUGUCAGCUUCAAGCUUGUAUCCAAAGGAGAGUUUCAGCUAGAGGCUUUAAAAAAACAGUUAGUGGACGCAGGGACAAGAAACCUACACGACAACCUAGCUGACCUUCAAGCUCAAGUUGCAGCGAAUCAAAGAGGUAUCCAAUUGGUGCUCGAGCUGAUUGAUAGCUAUGGCCUAAACGUCGUGCAAGCGUACAUGGCGCACAUUCAGCAAAACGCAGAAAUUGCAGUCAGGGACAUGCUGAAGCAGGUGGCCCAAAUCAAUGGCCAGAAUUCGACUCUCUCCGCCGAGGACUUCUUGGACGAUGGAUCCAACAUAAAACUAACAGUUACAAUUGACAAUAACAAAGGUAGCGCCGUAUUUGACUUCACCGGCACCUCUUACGAAGUUUGGGGCAAUGCUAAUGCGCCAAGAGCAAUUACUCUUUCUGCAAUCAUCUACUGCUUGAGGUGCAUGGUUGCCCACGACGUUCCUUUAAACCAGGGCUGUUUGGCUCCUGUGAAGAUUGUCGUGCCCAAAGGCAGUCUCCUGGACCCAUCGGAAAACGCAGCUGUUGUGGGGGGCAAUGUGACAACCUCUCAGAGAAUUGUUGAUGUUAUUUUUCGGGCGUUCUCCACCUGCAGCGCCUCAAACGGCUGCAAGAACAAUAUAACUUUUGGCACUGACACAUGGGGAUACUACGAGACUGUCGCUGGCGGCGCCGGAGCAGGCCCUAGUUGGCAUGGCCGAAGCGGGGUUCACACUCACAUGACAAACACCCGAAUCACCGACCCUGAGAUUGUUGAAAGACAUUACCCGGUCGUAGUAAAUCACUUUAGUUUACGAGGCGGCUCGGGCGGCGGCGGCCGUUGGAAGGGCGGCAACGGCAUCCGCAGGGAAUUGCUGUUCCGCACAACGGUCACUCUGUCGGUGCUCACCGAGCGCCGUGUCUUCCAACCCUACGGUCUGUUUGGAGGAGAGGACGGCAAGCGGGGCCAAAACCUUUUGAUCAGGAGCGACGGCCGCAUCAUCAGAUUGGGAUCAAAAACAGCAGUCAAAGUGAACCCAGGGGAAACAUUCCGACUUCUGACCCCCGGUGGUGGAGGAUUCGGCAAGUCGGACAACCUUUCGCCGUGCCAAGAAACACCAGUCGCUCCGAGCGUGCAAACUUUCGCUGAGAGAGGAAGUGUUUACGAGUAUCGCCAAACUCAAGAGUCAUCCUAAUUAUUGCUGUUUUAAAAGUUGGAUAAAAUAAUAAAGUCAUUACUAUUUUUAGAGUUCAAAACUCUUGU